GAUUGACUAGUCGAGCUCGGAACGGCGACGUGUAGGUUAAGAAUGCGCCGCUUAUUAUCGAUUUAUCUCUAUCCCGAACAAAGACGCUAUCGCUCCCAGUGGGGGGAAGGGAAAGGGGGGGUAGAAGCGACGGAGAUACCCGGUCGAUGAUACCCUCGAAAGAUAGCUUCGGAAAAUAGCUUCGAAAAGCGAAGACCUUCAAGAGCAGAAUCCGUUGAUUCGCUGACGACUAUCGGCUUGGGUCCGCCUUGGCCGUCUACAAAGACCAUGGCAUCGCCUCCCCAGCACCGGCCGCUGCUCCAACCCGGUCGAGCAGAGUCGAGUCGUCGCAGCCGCAACAGCUAUCACACCAUGGCUAUCGCCAACGACACUACCCCCGAGGCUACUGCCACCGAUGGCACCGACCACGUGGUCGCAGGUGCCAAACAUGACGAGGCCCGCCGUCUCUUGCGACGGAUCGACCGGCGCCUCAUGCCGCUGCUCUUCGUGACCUAUGGAUUCGGCUUCAUGGACAAGACGAUCCUGUCGAGCACGUCCGUCUUCGGCCUGCGAGAGGACAACAACCUCGUGGGGUCCAACUACUCCUGGGUCUCGAGCGUCUUCUACUUUGGCUACUUCAUGUGGGCGUACCCGACCUCCCUGCUCGUCGCCCGCCUGCCGGUCGCCAAGUACCUCGCCGUCACCACAUUUGCCUGGGGUGCCGUGGUCGCGGUGACGGCCGCAUGCUCGAGUUACGGCGGCCUCAUCACGGUGCGGUUCCUGCUCGGCGUCGCCGAGGCGACGCUCUCCCCGGCUCUCAUGUUCAUCACGUCGACCUGGUACACCCGCGACGAGAUCCCGACGAGAACGGGUAUCUGGUUCGCCGGAAAUUCGGUAGGCGGUAUCGUCUCGUCGCUUCUCGCUUACGGGAUCGGUCACAUCACCAAUAGCCUCAGCCCGUGGCGUUGGAUGUUUAUCAUCUUGGGCGCUGCGACGUUCCUGCUGGGAUUCGCAAUAUUGUUCUUGUUGCCCGAUAGCAUCUCCAAGGCUAAAUUCCUCACGCCCGAAGAACGCCAGUGGGCUGGCGAUCGCGCGGUCAUCGCCGGCACGGGUCGUACCGAGAACACGACUUGGAAGUGGGAGCAGAUGGUCGAGUGCCUGCAGGACCCGAAGACGUGGCUAAUUUGGUCCAUGGCUCUGCUCUGCCAGAUCCCGAACGGUGGCACUCAGAAUUUUGCCAACUUGGUCAUCACCUCAUUCGGAUUCACGUCGCUUCAAUCGACGCUCAUCAAUAUCCCAUACUCUCUCCUCGCUACGGCGGCCGUUUCGGGGUCUGGUUGGUUGGCUGGACGUUUCCGUUCGAUGAAUUGCAUCCUCAUCGGCCUCGUCGUUCUCCCACCCGUGAUCGGGUCCGCUUUGAUCGGGAGCCGCCGUUCGAUACCCCAUGGCGUGUCUCUGUUCGGCUACUUUCUAUUGUCGACAGGCCCAGCCGGGUUGCCCUUACUGUUGUCCCUCGUACAGUCGAAUUACCGAGGCGUUACGAAGAAGAUGACUAUGACCGCGAUGCUAUUUAUCGCAUAUUGUACCGGGAAUAUCGCCGGUCCCCAGUUAUUCAAAGCAGCUGAGGAGCCUACCUACGACACGGCCUUUCGUGGCAUUAUGAUAUGCUACGCUCUGGUGAUCGGCUUCGCUGCUGUCCUCAGAACAUACUUGCAACUAGUGAAUAACCGCCGACGGAGGGAAGAGGGCAUUGAGGGCAGCGCUGGCACCUCGGGCGCCAUCGGUGGAGGUAAGGUGAUUGACGUUGCCGACGGCCACGGUGCAACUGAGGCAGCAAACGAGAUUCGACUUCGCCCCGAAGACUACGACGACAUAACCGACUGGAAAACACUCGGUUUCCGCUACCGGCUCUAACAUGGGAGGGUUUCAUUAUCAGGUAUUUUACCGGAUGCCCAUGCGAGGUUUGGUAUUAUACGUACCUUACACAUCUUCUCCUAUUCUCGACCCGGCGCUGCGGUACCCAACCUUCCUAACUUGAUAAUUCAUUUCGG
Durotheca rogersii is the source of this 2030-nucleotide messenger RNA. Its product is annotated as putative allantoate permease. NCBI's taxonomy places the organism in Eukaryota, Fungi, Ascomycota, Sordariomycetes, Xylariales, Xylariaceae. Bases 268 to 1893 code for a protein of 541 amino acids. Gene Ontology annotation, molecular function: allantoate transmembrane transporter activity; dipeptide transmembrane transporter activity. The transcript has 3 exons. Gene Ontology annotation, cellular component: plasma membrane. Gene Ontology annotation, biological process: dipeptide transport; allantoate transport; tripeptide transport. The record is from RefSeq and is a predicted model, not a curated record.